Triticum aestivum (bread wheat) is the source of this 3641-nucleotide messenger RNA. Its product is annotated as probable pectinesterase/pectinesterase inhibitor 58. NCBI's taxonomy places the organism in Eukaryota, Viridiplantae, Streptophyta, Magnoliopsida, Poales, Poaceae. Gene Ontology annotation, molecular function: enzyme inhibitor activity; pectinesterase activity. The transcript is spliced from 2 exons. The coding region runs from base 92 to 3334 and encodes 1080 amino acids. Gene Ontology annotation, biological process: cell wall modification. The record is from RefSeq and is a predicted model, not a curated record.
CCUCAGGGCCAAGCUCACUACGUUUCCCGUGCGGCGAGGAGCCCCGGCCGGCUCCGGCAUCGAAACCAGCAGGUAGUAAGGCUCGCGCACAAUGACUAACAAGGCCGCCACCGCCAGCAUCAUCGCCGCCGUGGGCGUUGUGGCCGUCAUCGGCACGAUCGCCGCGGUCACCACGUCCAAGAAGGCCAGCGAGGAUGGUGGCAACAUGUCCACCAGCAUCAAGCUCUCCCAGCUCUGCUCUUCCACGCUGUACCCGGCCAAGUGCGAGAACAGCCUCACCCCCGUCGUCAAUGAGUCUUCCAACCCGGAGGAGGUCCUCCGCGCCGCGCUCCAGGUGGCCAUGAACGAGGUCGGCGCCGCCUUCGCCAAAUACAGCGACGUCGGCAAGGGCGCCACCGACAAGAUCACCUUGAGCGCCAUCGGCGAGUGCAAGAAGCUGCUCGACGACGCCAUCGUGGACCUCAAAGACAUGGCCGGCCUCAGGGCCGACCAGGUCGUCGUCCAGGUCAACGACCUCAGGGUCUGGAUCUCCGGCGUCAUGACCUAUAUCUACACCUGCGCCGAUGGCUUCGACAAGCCGGAGCUCAAGAAGGCCAUGGACAAGCUGCUGACGAACUCCACCGAGCUCAGCAGCAACGCCCUGGCUAUCAUCACCCGCGUCGGCCAGUUCCUGCAUCAAGGGCAGGACGCCAAGAGUGGCUCCACUGUCGGAGGGAGCCGCCGACUUCUCGGGUGGUACAUGGGUGACGCGCACGACGUGGAAAGCAGGCGCCACCUUCUAGCUAUCAAUGGCAGGCUGGAUGAGAUCGCAGUCGUGAGAGACGCGAGCCGGCGCCUCCUGUCAGAGACGAUGGACGAGAUCACUGAGAUGUCCCACGACGGAGACCGCCACCUGUCGGAGACGAUGGACCAGAUCGAUGAGAUGUCCCACGACGGAGACCGCCACCUGUCGGAGACGAUGGACCAGAUCGACGAGAUGUCCCAUGACGGAGACCGCCAACUGUCGGAGACGAUGGACCAGAUCGAUGAGAUGUCCCACGACGGAGAUCGCCACCUCUCGGAGACGAUGGACCAGAUCGAUGAGAUGUCCCACAACGGAGACCGCCACCUCCAAGACGUGAGUACGUCCAACCCCACCGGAAACGUGAGCACGUCCAACCUCACCGGAAAAGCGAACACGUCCCAGGUCAUGUCAUUCGGCGAUGGCUCGUCGGCCUCGAUGUUCUUCGGGGUCUCCAACCUGACUAAGGAGGCCGACUUCGUCCGGCGCCGGCUGCUGAGCAUGACGUACGACGGCUCAUCUGAGAACGAGGUUAAACAAUACGGUGAAGGCAACAAGCGAAGGCUCCUCAACGAUCCCUUGUCGGAGGACGAGGUUAAACAAUACGGUGAGGGCAACAAGCGAAGGCUCCUCAACAACCCCUCGUCGGAAGACGAGGUUAAACAAUACGGUGAGGGCAACAAGCGAAGGCUCCUCAAUGAUGCCUCGUCGGGGGACGAGGUUAAGCAAUACGGUGAAGGCAACAAGCGAAUGCUCCUCAACGAUGCCUCAUCGAGGGAUGAGGUUAAACAAUACGGUGAAGGCAAUAAGCGAAGGCUCCUCAACGAUGCCUCGUCGGGGGACGAGGUUAAGCAAUACGGUGAAGGCAACAAGCGAAGGCUUCUCAAUGAUGCCUCGUCGGGGGACGAGGUUAAGCAAUACGGUGAAGGCAACAAGCGAAGGCUUCUCAACGAUGCCUCGUCGGAGGACGAGGUUAGACAAUACGGCGAAAGCAACAAGCGAAGGCUCCUCAACGACGUCUCGUCGGGGGACGAGGUUAAACAAUACGGCGAAGGCAACAAGCGAAGGCUCCUCAACGACGCCUCGUCAGGGGAUGAGGUUAAUCAAUACGGCGAAGGCAACAAGCAAAGGCUCCUCAACGACGCCUCGUCGGGGGACGAGGUUAAACAAUAUGGCGAAGGCAACAAGCGAAGGCUCCUCAACGACGCCUCAUCGGAUAAUGAGGUUAAACAAUAUGGCGAAGGCAACAGGCGAAAGCUCCUAUCCACUCAGAUGCAGAGCAUUGCCGACAUGUCAGCGCAGAUGAACCGCCGCCUCCUCGCGACGGAGCUCCCCGAGGACCUCGCCGGCAAGCGUCAGCUCCUGUCCAACAAGCUCGUCAUGAUCUACGAAGUCGCCAAAGAGGCCAACUGCGAGCUCGAGGCGAUCGGCAACGGCAGGAUCCCCGAGGAGGAGGAGGAUCAGAGGGUGCUGGCGACGGAGGUUGUCGGCACGAUCGAAGACCUGCCCAACAACCACCGCCGCAAGCUGCUGUCCGCCGGCAUCUUCCCGGAGUGGGUGUCGUCCCACACCCGGAGGCUCCUCCGGAUUCCCGGCGGGCUGCAGAAGCCCAACGCGGUGGUGGCCGCGGACGGGAGCGGCAACUUCAAGACCAUCACGGAGGCCCUCAACUCCGUGCCCAAGAAGUCCACCGCACGCUUCGUCAUCUAUGUCAAGGCCGGCGAGUACAAGGAGUACGUCACGGUCAACAAGGACCUGGCCAACGUCUUCAUGUACGGCGACGGGCCCACCAAGACCCGGGUCAUCGGCGAUAAGAGCAACAAGGGAGGCUUCGCCACCAUUGCCACCCGCACCUUCUCGGCGGAGGGGAACGGGUUCAUCUGCAAGUCGAUGGGAUUCGUGAACACGGCGGGGCCGGACGGGCACCAGGCGGUGGCGCUGCACGUGCAGGGCGACAUGUCGGUGUUCUUCAACUGCAGGUUCGAGGGGUACCAGGACACCCUGUACGUGCACGCCAACCGGCAGUUCUUCCGCAACUGUGAGGUGCUGGGCACCAUCGACUUCAUCUUCGGCAACUCGGCGGCGGUGUUCCAGAACUGCCUCAUGACGGUGCGGAAGCCCAUGGAAAGCCAGGGCAACAUGGUGACCGCGCACGGGCGCACGGACCCCAACAUGCCCACCGGCAUCGUGCUCCAGGGGUGCAAGAUCGUGCCAGAGGACGCGCUGUUCCCCGUCAGGCAGACGGUCCCCAGCUACCUCGGACGGCCGUGGAAGGAAUACUCGAGGACGGUGGUCAUGGAGAGCACCAUCGGCGACCUCAUCAAGCCCGAGGGGUGGUCGGAGUGGAUGGGUGACUUCGGGCUCAAGACGCUCUACUACGCCGAGUACGCCAACACCGGGCCCGGCGCCGGGACAAGCAAGAGGGUGACCUGGCCGGGGUACCGUGUCAUCGGACAGGCCGAGGCCACGCAGUUCACCGCCGGCGUGUUCAUCGACGGCAUGAGCUGGCUCAAGAACACCGGCACGCCUAACGUCAUGGGCUUCAUCAAAUGAUCGAGCCAGUUUGCCGGCCAUUUGACUCCGGCCGGCCGCGUGCAUGCAUGCAUGCAUGCAUGCGCUCGUCCGGUGGAUGCUUGACGAGACCCGUGGAAUUUUAGGAAGAAAUUAAGGAAGGAGACAUUCUUUAUUUGUACAGAAGUACAAAAGCAGUUCAAGCAAAAGAAUUUCUCUGUGUAAUGUAAUUGAUUAGAACAUUCCAACAUGGCUUGAUGUAUGUUUUUUUUGUCCAGACUUGUACUGUCUAACGAACUUGAAGGGAAAUAGCAUUGGAUAUAAACAUGAGCUUAUUUGAUAGGAGUUA